UUCACUUCUGCAGGUCUCUGCUCUCCAAGCCUCCCUGCAGCGGCAGGCUGGCACCGAGCCCGCGUCUCGCAGCAUCCAGAGAGCUUCAGAGCCAGCCCAGAGGGAGGAAUGAGCUCGCAGGCCAGGAACCAAGGAGGAGAAAACCAGUUCACAACUGAUCUAUUUUUAACAGCAUCCAAGUGUUGGAUGAAGCCUUCACGCUCCCCGUGGCUGGAGGGGCUGGACCAGGCAGGGCACAGCAGCUCAGCCGCGCAUCCAGCUCCAAGAAGGUUGUUUUGGCUGUCCCCAGUUUAAUCAAACACCCAGCAGCAAGGCUGAUAGGGAUGGGGAAGCUGAGAAACCCCUCGAGUAUCCCUCCCACUAACCCACACUGGGCAAUUCCCAGAGCUACCUGCUUUUCUCACUCCCCAUGGGGGGGUUCCCCCACCCUGAGGGGCGCUGCACGCCCGAGCCCCCCGCCACCAGGAGCAGGAGGGAGAUGGGUGGGAAGCGGGCGGCUGGCAGGCAGGUGCUGCGAGGCAAGGCAAACAGCACCAGGGACCUUGAGAUAACGCCGAGCUAUAAAGGAGAAAAGGGCUGGGGGGGAGAGUGCCGUGCAGGGCUGGCUCUGCCCUGCGGGAAGCCUCGCACUAGCUCCCCACUUUUCAAGGGGGAAAGCCAGCCCGUUGAUUUUCCUCACUGAAGGAGAUGGUCAACACGUGGGGCAGCAAAGGGACGAACCACACGUAGGGGCAGAAGGGCCAGCAAUGAGCCCAGGCUCUUCUCAGCUCCCCUCGUGCCCUGGGACAAGGAGGACGCCGGGAUGAACCCCCAGAGGCAGCCAGGUGCCGUGGAGCCCCUCACUCACCCGUACCGGCCUCGGAGCCGCUCCCCGCCUCGGUACUGGCUCAGAUCCAACCCCUACCAAGCCAACCUGCUCCGAGACGGCGUGCGGAGGUACCUGCAGCUGCCGGCAGACCAGACAGUGCUCAUACUGCACGCAAAGGUCGCCCAAAAGUCAUACGGCAAUGAAAAAAGGUUUUUCUGCCCUCCACCUUGCGUUUACCUGAGUGGGCCAGGCUGGAAACUAAAGCAGGAACAGCUAACAGCCAGGGACCUGGGAGAGGCAGGUUUCCGCGUGUGGGGGUACAUGGGGCUGGACAGCAUGGGCAGCAGCCUGAUGGAGACGCAGAAGCUGAGCUUCGAGGAGCAGCCGGACUCGAAGGGCUUUGGCUGCGCCAAGGCGCUGUACAUCUCGGACGCGGACAAGCGCAAACAUUUCCGCCUGGUCCUGAAGCUCUUCUUCAGCAACGGGCAGGAGAUCGGCACCUUCCACAGCAAGCUGAUCAAGGUCAUCUCCAAGCCCUCGCAGAAGAAGCAGUCGCUGAAGAACACAGACUUGUGCAUCUCCUCGGGCUCCAAGGUGUCCCUCUUCAACCGCCUGCGCUCCCAGACCGUCAGCACCCGCUACCUCUCCGUGGAGGGGGGAGCCUUCAUCGCCAGCGCCAGGCAGUGGGCGGCCUUCACCCUCCACCUGGCCGAUGAGCGCUACACCCGGAGCGAGUUCCCCCUGCGGGAAGGGUACAUCCGCUACGGCUCCGUGGUGCAGCUCAUCUGUACGGCCACCGGCGUCACCCUGCCUCCCCUGAUCAUCCGGAAGGUGAGCAAGCAGUACGCCAUGCUGGACGUGGACGAGCCCAUCUCCCAGCUCCACAAGUGCGCCUUCCAGUUCCAGGGCAGCGACCACAUGUACCUGUGCCUGUCCACGGAGAAAGUCAUCCAGUUCCAGGCGUCUCCGUGCCCAAAGGAAGCCAACCGGGAGCUGCUGAAUGAUGGCUCCUGCUGGACCAUCAUCGGCACCGAGAUGGUGGAGUACACCUUCAGCGAGAGCCUGGCCUGCGCCCGCGAGCCCGUCAGCCCCGUGCCGCUCAUCGCUGCCCUGCAGCUGACCGGCGGCGGGGACGUGGCCAUGCUGGAGGUGCAGGGCGAGCAUUUCCACGCACACCUCAAGGUCUGGUUCGGAGACGUGGAGGCGGAGACGAUGUACAGGAGCCCCAAAUCCCUGGUGUGCGUCGUCCCCGAUGUCUCCGCCUUCGGCAGUGACUGGAGGUGGCUGCGAUACCCCAUCACGGUCCCGCUCCUGCUGAUCAGGGAUGACGGCCUCAUCUACUCCAGCUCGUUCACCUUCACCUACACCCCGGAGCAGAGCCUCCUGCCGGGACAGCCGGUCCCCUCGGACGUCCCGCAGGACUCGGACACACUGCUCGACAGCAUCCACCAGGAGUUCACCAGGACCAACUUCCACCUCUUCAUGCAGAGCUAG
Oxyura jamaicensis (ruddy duck) is the source of this 2302-nucleotide messenger RNA. Its product is annotated as recombining binding protein suppressor of hairless-like protein. NCBI's taxonomy places the organism in Eukaryota, Metazoa, Chordata, Aves, Anseriformes, Anatidae. Gene Ontology annotation, biological process: regulation of transcription by RNA polymerase II. Gene Ontology annotation, cellular component: nucleus. The coding region runs from base 803 to 2302 and encodes 499 amino acids. The transcript has 12 exons. The record is from RefSeq and is a predicted model, not a curated record. Gene Ontology annotation, molecular function: DNA-binding transcription activator activity, RNA polymerase II-specific; RNA polymerase II cis-regulatory region sequence-specific DNA binding.